GUUGCAUUCUGGGAAAUCCAGUUUGUUAUCGUUCGGGAAAAGAUGGCAGGCGUGCAGCCGCCACCCCUCCGCAGCCUGGAUGACUUCCUGCUCUGCUCGGCCCGGUUCGCGGUGCCGGACGUGCGGGAUCUGGACCGCUGGAACAACCGGAUCAUCAACAACCUGCUGUACUACCAGAGCAACUAUUUCAUGAGCGCCGGGAUCCUGCUGCUGCUGGUGGGGUCAGUCCCAGUCCUCUGACGUGGUCAUAUGUCUCUCUCUCUCUCUCUCUCUCUCUCUCUCUCUCUCUCUGGUUCUGAAUAGGGGAGAGCGGGGUAAGAUGAUCCAUUCUUCAUAUUUGGGAUCACUCCAUCAAGUCAGUCCUAGUUUUGUCUCUAACUCGUGUAUCUGCAGAUAUUUCAGGAUGUUGUUCAUCCCUGUAAACCAACAGAAUGAGUGUAAACAGAACUGUCAUCUUCAGAAUAUAACACGUAAAAAAAAAACUGCUCAAGAUUAGCUCUGGUGCCGUGGUCAGGGUCCUGGAUCUCCAUGAAGCUUCUCAGCAGAUGAAGGUCUCUGGUAGACUUUUGUGGACCACCUCUCAGGGCUGUGAAAGUUUUAAUGUCAGCAGUUAAUCCCGCCUCUCUCCUCCCUCAGGUAUCUUCAGCCCCUUCAGAUGUUGGUCGGGGCGAUCGUGGUCACCUCCUUGUUCCUCGGUUUCGUCUGGGCGGCUGAAAAUCAGGCUCCCAUUCGCCGUUUUCGCAGGAACCAUCCGACAGGUGCCGUGUUGGGGAUCCUUGUGGGCAGUUACCUCUUCAUAUCGGUGCUCGGCGGCGUGGCGGUGUUUCUGUUCGGGAUAGCCUUCCCUAUACUGAGUGAGUGUGUCUGUUUUCAGGCUCCACUCUGAGCAGAAACGUUCUGGAGUCUUCACAUAAACAUCUGAGUUUCUAAAUUAUGUUUCGUUCCUCAUCUCUCUGCGUCUCGUCUCCUCUCAGUGGUUUUGGUCCACGCCUCGGUGAGGCUGCGCAACCUGAAGAACAAACUGGAGAACAAACUGGAGAGCAUCGGCCUGAAGAGGACCCCCAUGGGACUCCUGUUAGAGGCUCUGGGACAGGAGCAGGAGGCUGGGUCGUAAAGAGGAGAAGAGGAGGAGGAGGAGGAGGAGGAGGUGUGUGAGGGUGGGAGGAGUUUAGUGCUAUUUUAUAGAAAUGAAGGAAAAAUGUAGAAGAAAGAAAAGAGGAGAAAAUGAAGAACAAAGAAAGAGUCAGGAACAAACGAUAUAAAAGGAAGAGAGGUUUAAUAAGACAACGUCAAAAAGUAUUUCAUAAACAUUUUUCUCACACACUCCUGAAAAUUUCCAGACAUUUUAAGAAGCUCAGUCGCCAAACGUAGUUGAAGUCUUACCUGUUGUUUCUGUUUUACAACAUGAUGGAGGAUGAUGACACGGGGACCAACAUGACUCCAGUUUUUACUUUUAUAUCGCUGCCAAACGGGCGACUUUUUCAUCCUCACGCUUCUUUCUGCGACCUGAAUUCGCUCUGGUCACAUGACAUAAACAUCCCCGCUCACUGUAGGUGAAUUUUCCAGAAUAUUCCCGUCGGUCUGUCCUGACUCCGUAUGGAAAUUUUCCCAAGGGGCUGGCAGGUUCAGUCCAGGCUGAAUUCAGGUGCACCGUGUAUUUUCUGGUUAUUUUCAGGAGUUUUGUGAGUGUGUGAGUUUAGUACAACUUUCAUAAACAGACGAUCAAACUACUCAUGCUAUUUCUUUGCCAAACUUGCACUUUUUUUGUCUUUACUUUGACACAAUACUUUUCUUUUUUGUUGCUGCCAUAGAAAUAUAUUCCACAUGAAGCCUUGAAAAAAUGAAAGUUUACAGAAACUUUACAGGAGAUUAAAUGUGACAGCAGAGGAUCAACAACUCCCAUGUUUUCCCAUGAACUCUGUCGCAUUUGUAAAUGUCACUUUUCCAUCACUGACCAAUCCAGAUCAGAGGGGGGCGGGACCACGAAGCUACGACACAAAAACAAAAUCUGAGGUAAACAGAGCAAUAAUAACCCGACUCAUAAAAAAAGGAGAUUAUUAUGACCGAGCACUUAAGGUGGCGCUGUGGAGUUAAAGUGGUGGGUUCUGUCAGUGGAAACAGGCCCUAGAGAGUGGAGACUUAAUACAGGGGAGCAGAUUUACUUUGUGUUUAUGUUAAAUUAAGUCCUUCACCAUGAAGUAUGUUCAUCGUUUUUACAUGUGAAGUGAAAUGAGGUGAAAUCUGAAGGAACUUUGAGGUUUAAUAUGAAGAAGAAAAUCGAUCUCUGAGCUCGUUUUAAUCCAGAAUAAAAAGAUCUUCUCAGUCCUCCCCUGCUGGUCAGGGGACGCCGCACAGUCGGUUUAAUUUAACAACAGAUUAAAGGUUCAUCAGAGCCACAGAUUUAUCCUCAUAGUGGACCACACAAAACCACCACCAAGUAAAGCUGCUCCAAGUGGUCGUCAGAGUUUCUCUUCAUGCUUUUUAUCCAAGAUAUUAUAAAGUGAUUAAGUCUCAUAAAAACUGCCUGAUGUUUGGAGGUAAAUACUUCUUUUAAAGAUAAGACGGAGGUGGGAGAAAUCUGUUCAGAACGACCUACCUCUGUGUCUCCUUUUACUAAAUCAUCUUAAAUCUGAAUAUUUUAAAGCUCUACAUGAACCUGAAAACUCCUCUCUGACCAAAAUCAUCACAUCAGUGUGUUUUAAACCAUAUUAAACCUUUUCUCUCAUGUGCCAUGGUGUGCUUGAUUUCUGCCUUGAACACAUUACUGUAAAUAUUCAGCUGAUGUCCUUAAACUCAGAGCGAGCCGCUCCGUUCAGUCACUGAACAUCAGUCAGAAAAACACAAAGAGCUGACGGUCCACUUUAACCUUUUUACAGGAGGAGACUCUGAAUGUUCAUGUUGCCUUACGUUCAGCUCAAAGUUUGCUCUCAUGUAUUUGACUGUUUGAUGGAAAUUAUUUAAAAUUUUCUAAAUAAAGACAGAAUGAUGUACCGAC
Xyrichtys novacula (pearly razorfish) is the source of this 2995-nucleotide messenger RNA. The record is from the annotation of a GenBank genome assembly. Lineage: Eukaryota; Metazoa; Chordata; Actinopteri; Labriformes; Labridae.